CUGUAACUUAAUGUAAGCUGUAAUAGAAAAAAAGCAAAAAAAUGUCCUCAGCUCCAUUAAUUUCUGCUUCCUCCACACUUGAUCCAUCUCACGCCGACACUGUCCCGAUCACAGAUAUUCCGGGCAGCUACGGCCUCCCCUUUCUGGGCCCCAUCUUUGACCGCUACGAUUACUACUACAACCAAGGCGAGGUUCAGUUCUUCCAAAGCCGGAAGGACAAGUAUCAGUCAACGGUGUUCCGGAGCAAUAUGCCGCCGGGACCGUUCAUGGCCGGAAACUCAAGAGUCGUCGUACUCCUCGACAACACCAGCUUCCCCGUCCUCUUCGACGUCUCCAAGGUCGAGAAGAGAGACGUCUUCGAGGGCACUUACAUGGCUUCCACCAAGUUCACGGGCGGCCACCGGAUGUGCGCAUUUCUUGACCCGUCGGAGCCCAAGCACGCCGCCUUGAAAGGCUUCUUCCUCUCCACGCUGGCGAAGCUAAAGAACAAGGUUGUCCCACAGUUCACCGCUGUUUACUCCGGCCUCUUCACUGACUUGGAAGAGCAGGUUAAAGUCAACGGCCGGUCAGUUUUCAAUGACCUCAACGAUAACAGGGCAGUGAAGUACUUAUUCAGGCUUUACUGCGACGGGAAAAGCCCCGCCGCCACCAAGCUCGGCGGCGGCGGCAAUAAGAGCUUCGAUACGUGGCUUGUUCCUCAGCUGGCGCCGCUCAUGACGCUGGGAAUAAAAUAGGUUCCCAACUUUGUGGAGGAUUUAGCCCUCCACACUUUUCCUAUCCCGUUCUGUAUCGUGAAAUCGGCGUACAAUAAGAUAUACGACUCGUUUUAUGAAAGUAUGGGACGGGAUAUUCUUGACGACGCCGAGAAAGCCGGGGUUGAGAGGGAAGAGGCGUGUCAUAACGUUAUUUUCGUCAUCGGCUUUAACUCAUACGGCGGUUUCAAAGUCUUCUUUCCGGCGCUGUUCAAGUGGGUCGGAGCGGCCGGACCCGGGUUGCACAAACAGUUGGUUAGUGAGGUCAGAAGGGUCGUUGACCAAGAAGGUGGCCUGACCGCCGCAGCUCUGGAGAAAAUGCCGCUGACCAAGUCGGUGGUGUGGGAGGCUCUCAGGAUCGAGCCGCCGGUGGCGUUCCAGUACGGCAAGGCCAAACGGGAUCUCAUAGUCCGUAGCAGCGACAACAAGUCCUAUUUGAUAAAGAAAGACGAAAUGAUAUUCGGGUACCAACCCUUUGCGACGAGGGACGAACUAGUUUUCAAGAACACCGGCGAGUUUGUGCCGGACCGUUUCGUCGGCGACGAGGGCCAGAAACUGGUACGGAACGUGUAUUGGUCUAACGGAAGAGAGACCGACACACCGGCGGUCAACGACAAGCAGUGUCCUGGGAAGGACUUCGUCGUCUUGCUUUCUCGCUUGCUGUUGGCCCAAUUCUUCCUGCGGUAUGACACGUUUACCUGCGAUUCGGAGAAGUUCUUAUUGGGCUCUAAGGUCACGUUCACAUCGUUGACCAAAGCAACCUCGUCAAAGUAAAGUUUUAUCAGAUGCAUGUUCUUGAUGGCCGGAUUGCACGUGGCAGAAGAAGGAGGGAGCUUGGUGGUAAUAAACAAAGCCAGCGGUUUUUAGUAAUAUGUUGUAGUGGGAAAAUAAAAAGGGUUUUCUUUCAUUCUAUCUUUUACUUUUGAAAAGUCAGGAAACCCCUUAAAUAAAAUAAAAUAAGAAUAAUGUUCACGAUCUGUAGUUUUAUUCUCAAAAUAGAACGCAUUCAUUCUUAUUUUGAAUCUUAUAUCUAUUUUUUCUAUUGGUGAACUUUUAUUGAGCUCGU
This is a messenger RNA of Cuscuta europaea, 1818 nucleotides long. The record is from the annotation of a GenBank genome assembly. Lineage: Eukaryota; Viridiplantae; Streptophyta; Magnoliopsida; Solanales; Convolvulaceae.